Messenger RNA from Drosophila nasuta, 2270 nucleotides. RefSeq names its product glycerophosphocholine phosphodiesterase GPCPD1. The record is from RefSeq and is a predicted model, not a curated record. Gene Ontology annotation, molecular function: glycerophosphocholine phosphodiesterase activity; starch binding. The coding region runs from base 194 to 2224 and encodes 676 amino acids. Lineage: Eukaryota; Metazoa; Arthropoda; Insecta; Diptera; Drosophilidae. Gene Ontology annotation, biological process: glycerophospholipid catabolic process. The transcript has a single exon.
CACUCGCUGUGCUGAUAGCGAUUGAGCUGCUACCGCGAGCAUUUAUCGCCUCGCCAAGAUGUGUCGUAAAUCGCCCAUUGCGCCACAGUGAUAACACAAACACACUGAGCGAAAGCCACCUAAAGCUUCUGCCACCAGUCGCGACGCGUUCGUCGCCGAGUUCACAACUCAGACAAAAAACUCUUCCGUUGCCAUGGGCAAGACCUUUGUGGCACUGGGCAUCGCCUGGCUGAGUGCUCUUUGCCUGCUGCCGGUGGCCACGCAUUGCGACAGUGAUUCGUACUACGAAAAGUAUUAUGCCGCACGCCGUUUCGUGCCCCUCAAACGCAAUGCGCCACUCGCGUUCAACAUCACGCUCACCAUACUGCCCGAGGAUCAACUCGCUGCCCACGAGCGUCCCGCUCUAGUUGGUAAUCUGGCAGCUCUUGGCGAAUGGCAGGCGAAUCGUGCCGUACUCCUCAAUCGCACCGAGUUGCUCAAUGUGUGGCAAGGAACGCUGCUGUUGCCGCAGAACAGCAGCGUCGAGUAUCGUUACUUUGUCGGCGCCGUGGCGCGUUCGGGUGGCGUGCAAAUCCGCCGUUGGGAAUCGCAUGUGCAUCCUCGUAGCUUCAACACCACAAAGUACGCAGUGAAUCGCACCGACGUGCUCAGCAUCAUCGAUGGCGAGCGGCAGUUGACACGCGGCUGGCUACAGAAAGCUGGCAGCAUUGUGCAGCUUAAGGUGUUCCGCGAGGCGUUGCAGCUGGAGGAAUCAACGCUGCCCGAGGACGCUCAUCUGCGACUGCGAGUGCAGCCCGUGCAUCCAGAGAAUCUGUCGCCCAUACUCAGCUCUGCCACUGCCAAUGUGGAGUACGUUCGUCUUGUCUACAGCGAUAGCAAGUUGCGAUCGCAGCCUGAGUUUGGCGUGCGCUACGAUCAGUCGAAGGAUCUGCUCAUGUUUCAUAUUGCAGUCGAUCAGCUGUCACAAGUCGCCUACCAACUGCAGAUCUACGGCGAGCAGCAGGACACCGUGCGUCUCUUAGGCACAGCUCAAUUGCAGCCGCAAGCUUUGGCAGGCAGCGAAGGCAACUUGACGCUGCCGCUGCUGUCGCCGCUGUGGCAACGCGUUGUGGGUGCACUGCAACUGGAGUAUUUGGUGGUGCAACCGAUGGUCAAUGGCAGCUCGGACUUUCGCACCAGCUUUGUGAACUAUUGGCGCCACAACUGGACAGAGCUGGAGAUCGGUCAUCGUGGUCUGGGCAAAAGUUUAUCCCUAACAGCCACAACAGCUGCGCCCCUGAUUGAGAACACACUGGCCACGAUGCAGGCGGCGGGACAAUUAGGUGCCGAUAUGGUCGAGUUCGAUGUGCAAUUGACCAGCGAUCUGGUGCCCAUCAUACAUCAUGAUUACUCCAUACGGGUGUGCAUCGAUUCGAAGACUCCCACGACUGCCAACGAUCUGACCGAAGUGCUGAUCAAGGACAUCACGUACGAGCAGCUGAAGCAGCUGAAGACCUAUCAGGUGGUUAACAACAAGAUCAUCGAGUAUCCCGCCCACGACAAUGUGGAGCAAGUUGAGCAACGACUCUUUCCCACACUUCAAGACUUCUUCGAGAACGUCAACUUAACUGUGGGCUUUGAUAUUGAGAUCAAGUGGCCGCAACUCAAAUCGAACGGAGUGUACGAGAGCGAGCAGACGAUCGACAAGAAUCUGUUUGUCGAUCGCAUAUUGCAGGUGGUGGAACGUUAUGGCUGUGGUCGGCUGAACAUCAUCAAGAGCUUCGAUGCGGAUCUGUGCACGCUGCUGCGCUUCAAGCAGAAUAUGUAUCCAGUACUGUUCCUCACCAGCAGCGUGGAGAAUCCGUUCGUCGAUCCACGCACCAGCACCGUGGAGCAGAGCAUUAACUUUGCCCAGGCCUUCGAUCUGGCGGGAAUUGUGCCCAAUGCAGUGUUCAUCAAGGCUGAUCCAUCGCUGGUGCAACGCGCUAAGUCGCAGGUACCGCUGAUGCUGCUCUGGGGAUCGGACCUCAAGGAUCGCACUUCGAUCGAUUGGUUCAUUCAGCAGGGACCCAACGGCGUGGUCUACGAUCGCAUGGAUCUUUGGCUGCCGGCGAACAAGACGAGCGCCUUUGAGGUGGAAGACGAUCUGCCCGAAUUCUUUCAGCUGCAGUGUGCGUCCGCUGGCAAACAGCGCAUUCACAAUGCGACCAUCGAGAGUAUCCUGAGUAAUGUCAACUUGCUGUAGUUCACUCUGUAGAUUUAUUGAGAGCAAUAAAAAUGUGCACUAGAAA